Molecule: messenger RNA, 1624 nt
Organism: Mangifera indica (mango)
Lineage: Eukaryota; Viridiplantae; Streptophyta; Magnoliopsida; Sapindales; Anacardiaceae
Product: ATP phosphoribosyltransferase 2, chloroplastic-like
Exons: 11
Coding region: 189-1412 (407 amino acids)
Biological process (GO): L-histidine biosynthetic process
Cellular component (GO): cytoplasm
Molecular function (GO): magnesium ion binding; ATP phosphoribosyltransferase activity
Source: RefSeq, a predicted model, not a curated record
UUGGGUGGAAAUAAAUAAUUCGGCCAGGAGAAGAAUCUGAACCCAGAGAAGCAUAUGCCUCAAACUCCAUUUAACCAUAUUCAUUCACCUUCUUCGGCGGCGUUUUCCCUCUUCACAGUCGCACUCCAAAACCGACGCCGUUUCACCUCCUCUCUGUCUCUCACAUUCACAAACAUCUCAUUUUUAUCAUGUCUGUGAUGUCCGCCACGUCUCUUCUGCAAUCCCGUUUCCAGCACUGCCCCUCGCCGUCUCUCUCCGUCCUCUGUCCUUCUUCGUCCUUUCACAUCUCCGUCUCUCCACCGCAACAACCAAGGCUUGCCGAUACGACAAUCACCUGCUGCGUUUCGCAGUCUCAACUUUCGGUUGUGAAUGGCAAGAUCGACAGUCCAGUCUAUGAGCGCAACGAAAUUCGACUUGGCUUGCCAAGCAAAGGCCGCAUGGCCGCCGACACUCUCGAUCUCCUCAAGGACUGUCAACUAUCAGUCAGACAGGUCAAUCCUCGACAAUACAUUGCUCAAAUCCCUCAGCUCUCAAAUUUGGAAGUUUGGUUUCAACGGCCAAAAGACAUUGUACGGAAGUUGUUAUCAGGAGAUUUAGAUCUUGGUAUUGUAGGCUUGGAUACAGUCAGUGAAUAUGGACAGGGAAGUGAAGAUCUUAUCAUUGUUCACAAUGCUCUUGAGUACGGGGAUUGUCGUUUAUCCCUUGCUAUCCCCAAAUAUGGGAUUUUUGAAAAUGUGAAUUCACUGCAAGAGCUAGCUCAAAUGCCACAAUGGACUGCUGAGAAACCUCUACGAGUUGCUACUGGCUUCACUUAUCUGGGUCCCAAGUUUAUGAAAGAAAAUGGAUUAAAGCAUGUGGUUUUUUCUACUGCUGAUGGAGCCUUAGAGGCUGCUCCAGCGAUGGGGAUUGCUGAUGCUAUUUUGGACCUUGUGAGUAGUGGGACAACUCUAAGAGAGAACAACUUGAAAGAAAUUGAUGGUGGAGUUGUGUUGGAAAGCCAGGCUGUUCUUGUAGCAAGCAGGAAGUCAUUGAUCCAGAGAAAAGGGGUACUGGACACCACCCAUGAGAUUCUUGAAAGAUUUGAGGCCCAUUUGAGGGCACUGGGCCAGUUCACGGUUGUUGCAAACAUGAGGGGAAGUAGCGCAGAGGAAGUAGCUGAGCGGAUAUUGAGCCAAACUUCAUUAUCUGGGUUGCAGGGACCCACUGUCAGUCCUGUUUUUCGUAAACGCGAUGGGAAGGUAACAGCUGAUUAUUAUGCGAUCGUCAUUUGUGUACCCAAGAAAUCACUAUACAAGUCUGUACAGCAACUAAGAGCGAUUGGAGGUAGUGGGGUUCUAAUCUCGCCAUUGACCUACAUAUUUGAUGAAGAGACUCCAAGAUGGCGGGAGCUUCUCUCAGAACUUGGGCUUUAAUCUGCGUUUUACUGUCCAUGCUGGAGUGAUCCUUAAGAGAAUCCUGACAAAAACUGUGAAAUUUGGAUGUACAAUUUGACAAUUUUGUAUUGUUGUCUUUGUUUGUUUGAAUAUUUAGACAGCUUUUGUACUCUAUUUGAUCUUUCACUGUAACGAGAAUGACGGUAUAGAAAAACAUUUCUAGAUUGUAUACCAUAAUUGGGUUAUUGUUU